Helobdella robusta is the source of this 312-nucleotide messenger RNA. RefSeq lists its product as hypothetical. The record is from RefSeq and is a predicted model, not a curated record. The transcript has 2 exons. The coding region runs from base 1 to 312 and encodes 103 amino acids. NCBI's taxonomy places the organism in Eukaryota, Metazoa, Annelida, Clitellata, Rhynchobdellida, Glossiphoniidae.
AUGGCCAAUAUCAACCUACAUAGCGCAACAAAGAUGGCCGAGUCCCAUAUGGAGAAAGUGGAACCACGACAACUCAAAUCAGCUAGGAUGAUAACCAGGAAAAUGGAAACCCAAGCCUAUCAAGACCAUAUUGGCCAAACGGGAAAAAUCUCCUCACCGGAGGAGAAAAAACGAGCAGUUAAAGAGGUAAUAUCGGAAGUGGAAAAAUAUGAUGUCGUGAUAUACACUGGUGGUCCAGUAGACCCAGCUACCAAAAAAGGAGCAGCAGCAAUGAUUGCUUACAAGUGGUCCGACAUCAUCAAUAAAACUUAA